Carya illinoinensis is the source of this 2643-nucleotide messenger RNA. Its product is annotated as squamosa promoter-binding-like protein 6. Gene Ontology annotation, molecular function: DNA binding. NCBI's taxonomy places the organism in Eukaryota, Viridiplantae, Streptophyta, Magnoliopsida, Fagales, Juglandaceae. The record is from RefSeq and is a predicted model, not a curated record. The transcript has 5 exons. Bases 517 to 2145 code for a protein of 542 amino acids. Gene Ontology annotation, cellular component: nucleus.
GAUUCUAUGAUGUGGGUAGGGACUGCGGAGACUUCCAUACUUGCUCAAGAAGUUAAACUACUGUUCAUGUUAGUUCACCGACUCGCUCACUCAAUCACCAUCUGCCCCUAAAAAUAGUAGCCACAUCAUCUUCCAUGGAUUUUGGGACGCACUGAUACGAGUGGUAUCUCUCUUAUUCACCUUGAGUCCUGUCCGCUUAAGCCCCACAUUACAAUACCGCUAUAUCUACAGUACAUUGGAAUUGAGAUUCCCACGAUAUGAAGCUUCAAGGAGAGGAUUUGUGAGGUCUUUCUCUUUGUAUAUGUAGGCUGACCGACAGUGUUGUGAACAGUUCUUUUCUGAUUAUCCAAUGGUUACCAGUAUCAAGUGCUUAGGCGCAUUAGUGGAUUUGGAGGUUAAAAUUCAACUUGGUUUCUGGGCUGAAAUGUACUAAGAAAAUUCUUUACUUUUUUGGUUGUUGUGCAUGAACUGUAGUGGGUUUGUGUGAUCUCUUAAACUGUGGCCCAGUUGCUUGAUAUGGAUCCUUGGAAUUAUGUUGGUGAAGGGAAGGGGCUUGACCCCGAUGGAAUGGUUUUGCCUAGUAAUUCGCCCUCGAGAAACAAGAAAACUUGGUUGGGUUUGGAAUUCAGAACGCCAUGUAGUUAUGGCAACCAGUUAGUGUCUGGUCAACAAGAAGCUGUUGAGAAUCAAGGUUUUGAGGAAUUGGGUUUUCCAGAGAUAAUUGGUAAACAGUUAGCCUACGAUUCGUUUGGCGAAGUUCUGAGCGGUCACGUUGGGGGUGGAAGAGUUGUUAAUCCAAUCAUGGCCACGUCAAAUGCAAUUGGAGAAGAUGACUCUACUUCUAAGCUCUCAAGCUCUGUGGUGGAUUCAAACAGUCGGGACUCGUCCUUCUUUGAUUUGAAGCUUGGACGGCUUCCUGAUCACAGAGAUGGCUGUAAUUCUAAAUUUUCAAAAGGAAUUCCGAUCUUAUCUUCGUCAGAGUCAUCUGUACCUCCAGCGAAAAGAACACGGACAUCAUCAGGGUUACAUUCGCAGACUGCAUUCUGCCAAGUUUAUGGUUGUAACAAGGAUCUCAGCUCUUUUAAAGACUACAACAAGAGGCAUAAAGUUUGUGAGGACCACUCCAAGACUUCCAAAGUCAUUGUGAAUGGCAUGGAACAGAGGUUUUGCCAACAGUGUAGCAGGUUUCAUUUGUUGGCUGAAUUUGAUGAUUGUAAGCGUAGCUGCCGUAAACGCCUUGCAGGCCAUAAUGAGCGACGCAGAAAGCCUCAAGUGGGUAGUCAAUUCCGCCGGGAUGGGAGAUUGCUUCAAUCAUAUGAUGGAGGCAACAGAUUUCAGGGAAGUUCUAUAUCGACAACUUCCUUUAUUUGCCCAGAGAUUCUCCCUAGUGACCUCUUGCAUCCUGAGAAAUAUGGCACGAGUGACCGGUGCAGGCAUCUAAAAGCUAAAGAUGGGACUGACUAUGGGCCUCUGUCAACAAAUGAAUAUCUGCAUUCAAAAUUCCCCUUCCCUUGGGCUAUUGAAAAGCAGUCCCCCACAUUUCAUGACAACGGAGCUAAUACUGCAACCGGAAACAUUUUUUCAGCAAAUAUAAGUCAAGAUACACAUGAUAUAGGAGGCUCAACUUCUAAUUCGCAUUCUCUUUUCCAGAACACGUCAUUCAGAAGGGAAGAAUUCAAUUUUUCUGAUGCAGCAUCAACCGCUCAAGGAUUAUCGAGAAUUUUAGACUCCGGUUGUGCUCUCUCUCUUCUGUCAUCUCAUUCACAGAACUCUUCAAGCCAUUUGGCUGGGAUUCCCAUGGCUUGUCCACUGAUCAUGCCAAGUUGCAAUCCCCAUGACAGCAUGGGUCAAUUUUCUCAGAGAUUCAUAGGAAUAAGUUCACAGCCUUCCUCAGGUGGAGUGUUGAAUAAGUUCCCUUCAUCUGAAAUUAAUUCUGCAGAAGAGAAUUGGCUUUGUCCAAUAAUGAUAUCUGAUGGUAGUGGUCCUGUCAACUUUGGAAUAGCAGAUGGGAUUUUUCAAGGGUCUGUUAUUUUGAAUUCAAACGAUCGCCAUUCCAGUGAAAAUGGGCCUACCAUUGACUUGCUUCAGCUGUCAUCACAGCUCCAGCGAGUAGAGCAUCAGAGGCAGUCCAUGCAAAUGAAGUAGGAAAAUGAUGCUUUCUUCUGCCUCCGAAUCACAUAAACUCCUCAGCAAACAAGAUUAUACAACCUGUGAUAUACCCCAUCAGAAUAAUGAUUAUGUAUAGACCACGCAAACGGUUUUAGUAUUCAAUUGACGAAACAGAUCUCACUGUAAUGCAAUGGGAACUGAACUAGUCAGAAAUUUCACCAGUCUACAUUAUGGAUAAGUUGCAUUUAUGCCACACAAGGGACCAGGACAUGAGCAAGUGGCCAAUUUUGUCAAGUUCUGUAUGCAGAAUGACUACGGUUGACUUCGUUGGCUUCCUAAAUUGUAUUUCCUUUUGGAGAUGGGAGUGAAGGUUUAAAGACUAAACCCUUUUGCGUCUGGACAUUCUUGUGGCAACAGACUAGUGAAAAGAUAAGCGUUGAGGCGAUUAUAGCUCGUCAAAGAGGCGAUGUUCUGUUUGUAAACAUCAUAAUGUUGCUAAUUUAUAAGUCAUAACUAUGAUACAAUUUUUUUCUA